CACAACUGAGGGAGUGAGUAGAAUGAGCGUUGCAGCAAGGACGCGAUUGUGAGUCUGUGGAGAGCGUAUGGGAGACGGAGUACAACGAUGAUAAGAAACCCAAUCAUGAAGGAUGCAUGACCACUAAGUGCAUGGUCACAGUCGCUUCUUUUUAGUCAGUCAAGUGCGAUAGCAGUUGCAUUCAGCGCCAAUCCAAGACGAUGGUACGCUUUCAGAACCGGCUAGUGCUAUAUAAUCUUGCUUUUCUCGCUGACAACAUCGAAGAUGCAUUUUGCGGUGUCCGGGUAUAAGGGAAUCUCCUUAAGAGAACGACCGAAGCAGCCUCUUUGUCUGCGAGGACUACUUGCUAGUACAAUGGAACAAACCUUAUUGCGUAUUCGUAUGGCAUCAACAAUGACAUUUUCAACUACGAAGGAACGUCCACCUGGAACUGGCUAGGUCAGAGUAGGCAGUAGCAUCACCUACUGCAUGAAGUAGAUUGCAUGUGGCUCUUCAGCAGCCGCAUGUGCUUAUCUAAGCUUUAGAUGGACCCCGAGCUAACCUAGCCUAACUAAUCACACCAUAAGAGCCUUUCACGUGCAUACUACAAGAACCUUUCACGUGCAUACUACAAGAACCUUCCACUUGCAUACUACAAGAACCGGCCAUGUACAUACCACAAGAACCUUUCACAUACGAGAUGAGACUCGUGCAUUGUUUUCUAGGGUAAAGAUCUACCUGCUCUAAAUAUUCCCUCAUUUGGUUUUCCCUGGUUUGGAGCAUCUGCGCUGCUGGCGAUAAACCUCGCGUUAUUCGUUAAGGAGUACAGUAAUUGAAUAUUCCUUUUCCUGCAGUAGAAAACGUAGAUGUACUAGGUAGGCACUCCACCGCCUUGUGUCUUGAUGUGUCGACGUCACAUAGAGACGUCGCAUAGAUUCAUCCCUGCUUUUCUACCUGAGGUAAAGACCACCCUUUGUAAGUUGGAAAUUUCCCCUCACUAGUAGAAGAAGUGGCAUAAUUGCUCUGCUACAUUGUUAGUACCCUCGCCUUUGAGUCUUGUACCUCUACUUCUACAAGGGUGAUGGGGAGAAAAAAGACGAAGGCUCUCCCGAAGUCCGAUUUUGUUUCACUUGGGGCAAGCUACGGUAUCCAUUGCGUAAGCGUCUCACCUAUGCGGACUCACUAGGGACUCACUUUCAGAAGUAGAAGUACUCUAAAACUGAGCUGCGAUAGUCGACUCGGGUGCUUUCGAAGACGAGCGUGCAGAUUUUGCCACAAGUCUACGCUUUCCACUUUUAUGGCUCUUCUUGUUGGAUGAAUUUACAACUUGGUUUAGAACCAACAGUAUACUCCUGCUGGUUUUUCUCGGCUCGCUCCUCACGCUGACAGCCAUAUAGUACUCCCGUGUUGGUCCAGUGGAACUUACUUGAUUUUUUACAACUAGUUAGAAGUAGAGACGUCCUCCAGCAGUUAUCAACGCUGACCAGUUAUUCUAUCUAAAGGCAAGAUGAAGAGGAGAUGAGAUUUUAUCUUUUUUGUGUCUCUGAAACAGUCAACUUGUCCAUUCACUUCAAGCACAGGGUUAGUAACGCUUCACUUUGUAUUUUUAUGUACCCCCUCCUCCUUUGCAACAUGUAUGUUGAACUUAUCCCUAGAAUGGGUAAACUACUUCUACUACUUUCUGUAGGAUUUAUGUAGUAGGGGAUUUAUGUUUAUCACGACCCUCUUCUAAUGUUCUACCUGGACGAUGUUGGGGAAGAUGUGCGUCCGCUCUCCAACAUUGCGAGAAGAACAGAGCAAGAAGAUGUGGCUGAAAGAACAGAAAAGGCUUCUAGAAGAACAGAAGAGGCUUCUAGAAGAACAGAAGAGGCUCCUAUAAAGAGCCUCGAAGACACAAAAGAAAGGUUGGACGCAAGGAAAACGGGAGAGUCUUCUACAUCCUCACAGACAGAACAGGGAGCAGUUCAUUUCCAUGGUGGAUCAUCACAGAAAGGGCAGGAAGCUGAUGCUCGCGAGGCUGAUGUCGCUCAAGAGGCUUCGUCAACUUAUGGAUUUUUUUUUUUGGAUAGGUUUUCCAUUUCCUACCCUUCUUUUCUUCUCAAGGAUACUUAUUUCCUUUUACCUUUCUUACUCAGGCUCUUCCGUGUACUAUUAGUUUGCGUAGUUUGCUUCCAACAUUUGAACAGUAGACACUACUCUAAAGUUUGCUCCCGAGCAGCAGUCCAAGUUUGCUCCCGAGCAGUAGUCCAGAGUUGUUUUGCACCAACGUGAUGGAGCUUUCAGUGAAAGAUGUCAUUGCCGCACAAAGGGAAGCUCCGAAAGAGUGGCCACGAUCCGUUGUACUCCCCUUGCUGCUUGGCACGCAACCAGGCAGUGGAACACAACCAGGCAGUAGAAGACACGAUGACGACGAAGAUAUGGUCAUUAAGGGCUGUGCAAUUAUACUGAGAGUAAUAUAUUACUGGCCAGUGCUAGCGUCAGGAAGCUAAAGUUCAAUUCUGUUAGGGCUUAUACUGGCCGCCAGUUAUAUGCUGGAGUGGCAAGAAAAACUGUGCGAAAACUUUACUUAGAUGCUAAUCAUGUCAAGAUUGAUGAGUAGUCAGAUGUUGAUGUCAACAGGAAGGAUGACAUAUGGAAUCAGAGAAGUAAUGCUUAUGUACUUAGUUGCAUUACCUAGAAUCAGAAGGUUUACUAGUUAAAACCGCUUCUAUGCCAUAUGGCCCGUACUUGAGCAAUCAACUACGAUGAGAAACCAGCUACACACAUGGCAUCUAUCGGGUUAUCAAUUCGCUGAAACAAGUAAGUAUCAUGUACUACGAUGUUAAUGAUGAAGAUGAUCAAACUUCAAAGACUAUUUUAUCAACUGCAAGAAUGAGGAAAUUUUUUCUUUUUGUGUGAUGAUCUCUCGGCUGUCUAUGUGGUAAAGAUGUUCCCUCUACUUCGUUCUAAGAAGAGAAGCCGGAGAACUGCGGACGCAGAUGACGCCCGUCGGCUUUUUCGACGUGAUGGUCAAAAAUUAGAGGAUUUAGGCAUGCCAGUUUCCUUGCUGGCUCAGGGCAACGCCCUGUGCGAGGAACUAACAGCCAGAGCGGAAGCAGAAAACCCCUUGGGCAUGCGGCACAAAACAACUUCUGCGUCGAUGAAGACGAAAGACGCACUUAACUACGUAAAGCCGCAGAAAGAGAAUAGCAAUUCUGGUUAAGGCACUCGAUAAUCCAUCCUCAAAUACGCGCGUUGAUUGCUAUUUUUUUGUUUCCUCACGUCCAGUCUGCUCUACGGCUGUUGUCUUUCAGUAGUCUCGUAGAUGUUGUCCAUCUUUGUGAUCUUCAAAUGAUGUUGGCCUUGUUUCAAAAGCGCGAACUCUAAUCUAUCACGUCUGACGAGCCUCAGAACCGUGGACCGCAUGGGCUGCUGCCACAUUCGCCGCUUGCCGUCUCACACCAAUGCGCGCGAUUGAGUUCGGUAGUCGCAGCAUUUGGAACAAAUAAGGAUGAUCGAAAGAUGAACGAUCCAGUCUAUUUCGAGAUGCUUCCAAGACCAUCGUUCACUUUUGGCAGCAAUCCCGCUCCCGCCAUCGUCUGUGGUGCUCGAAAGGGCGGGUUUUCGCAGAGGUCUUCUUAGGGACUUAUUAUACCGAGUUGCAUCCCGCACCCACAGUGCGAUCCUUGGGCCUUUUCCUACUAAAGAAAAGGCCACGGAUCUGCUGAGAAAUGUAUGUCCGCUAAUCUUGUUCUGUCUUGCUCGGAUUUAUCCAGUAUUAUUUUCUUCCAGAGAUUUCGUUUGACACAGAGAUUUCCAAGCUGCCGGUCCGCACAUUUUUGCAUCCUGGUUGGAGUCGGAUAUUAUCCGUAGAAUGCCGUUUUUGUCUGCCAAAUCAGGACUAUCGUUUGAGUGUACGAGAUCUGGACCUUCGUCGCUGUCUCUACAACAAUCCGCAAUUGCCAGCUCUAGACGAUGCGUUAGAGGCAGUAAAAGAUCAUCAUAGAAGUGAGAAGAAGCACGAAGCGAGGAGGAGGAAGAUGACACGGGAUCAUGACGAUGCUCUUCGAGGAACAAUUAGUGCUCGUGAAGAACAAGACAAAGAUAGACUUACACCUCCAAACAUGGGUGAUGUUCCACAAGACCACGAUGAUGCUGAUGAAGAAGGUAGACUGAAUUCCAAAACAACGGGACUCCUUUCAUCAACACUGUUAGCAGGAAUAGAAUCGGCGGCUUCGUUUCUUCAAGGGAGAAGAGAUUUAGCGGAAGACUACCUAAAGCUGAGGAAGACACUGACACUAGAGGAAGGUGAAACAACAGCCAUCGUCCAUCCAGAAUACGACUUAGGACAUGACUGGAUAGCGCACUGUCAUUUGCCGAAUCCAUGUAGUGAAGGCACGCACGUGGGAUACUUAGAGUUAAGGGCUUCCACGUGAUGUACAACCGGUUACUGUAGUUUUUCCCUCAGCACAUUCUAAAAGGACAACUAGGACAACUUAAACCUCACACAUAUCCCUCCAAUCCCAUUACAUCCUCCAUUCGCAUCCUUGGCCGUGUCCUCUCAAGUUGUAGAGAACAUGUCACAAGGACGUAAUGCGGCAGCCUUUAAUAGAGGAGCCGGAGGCAGAAACUGCUGGUAGCAGUACUGUGGCCGCUGGGGCAGAGGCUGGCAAGCAUGGAGACGGUGGCGCCUUUAGAUGGGUAUCAAAUCCAAGUAUGGAACUGGUACUGGAGGCAGAGGUUUCUCAACACAAAGCAAGCGGAACUAGUGCUGCGUCUGAGUCGAAGCAACAUGCCGGAUCUUCUGUUCCUUAUGCUGACAGUGCUGCAAUGUGAGACUUAGACCUUCUAAGGUUUUUGCGUCUGUAUUUGCUUCCUUUCCCACCACAGCACUGUACUGCAUAUAUCGGCUCUCAGGAAGUACGUCACAGCCUCAGCGUCAAAGAAAUUCGUAGAACUCCGAGGAGACUCAGGGAAGUCGUAAGUCCAAUCCGAACCGACCAACGUCAUCACGCAGGAAGUACUUCAUUAAAACAGCCACUAACUGUCUUUUUCCUAUGCCAGAGACAGUAUUGAUUGCAACAGAUGACAGCAGCACUCAGCUUCUAACUUCCCUACUUAGACGUGACAGGAUUGAUCGCGACACCACCAAGGGUAGGAACUCGGUAUCCUACGUGGACCACGUACCAUAACCCGUUCUUCGUGCCGGUAACGACUUCUGCACCUUCAGAAGUCCAACAUUUUUUUCAUUAUGGUGUUCAGUUGCCAAUUCCAUGUACGUAGGUAGCCUCCUUCGUUUAAGGAAGCUUCAACUUUCUUAACUACUUGCUGCGGUUUUGCUCCUGCCAGAAUUGUACUAUCCAAAAUAAAGCAAGCGCGAUUCAUGGAGGAAACAAAAAUUAUGACUAAAAGGCUUACUAGAAAAUGUUAUUGCUUAUAAGAAGCUUGCUCUAAGACCUCAGCCAAAACGGUACUCGCAGUCCAACAAGUCGUGGUAGCAGUGGUCGUGGCGUGCAGUCCCUGCAACGUCGCAGCCGACUUUUGUUCCCGUUAUAUUCGAAUCAUAGGAUGGCUUCACAAGUUAAGGGUACCGGGAACCCAUUUUUUGCAUCAUCUUUUUGCAACCAUCUUUCUUCUCGGAUUUUUAGAGUGAACGAUAAGUACUCUAAGAGUAUCAAAGAUGAAUGGCGAUUGUUGACACCUCUAAACAAAAGCGUUCGAUUUGGAUGCAUCAUAAACUGGUUCUCUGUCUACAUCCAGAGCCAACAGCUUAUCCAAAUAGUGGACUUUUAGUCGGAUACGCGAACUUCCAAUCUGCAGGUCCGGACACAGCGGCGUUUGUGUUUAAGGAAGAUCUUCACACUAACUAAUGAAAGCAUCUUAUCAAAAGAAAAAAACUGCUUAUACUUAUAAAUUUUUUGAUUUAUAAGUAUAAGUAGUUUUUUUCUUUUGAUACAUCUACAAUCGAAACAAUUCAUCACCCUUCUUCUUAUAGGAUAUCCUUUUCACUACUACCAGCUAAGGAACUGAGACUGACAUGACAGCACGUAGUACACGACGUUCAUCUACUUGGUGAGAUUAUUAUUGUAGGCUCCUCGGAUUCUAUUUCGACCAAUCUUUCCAAUUCGGCAGCCGACAACAUGUGCACGUGUGACAAACAAGAAAGUAAGUAUCAGCUUCACAUGAUCAGCACUGCUACUUCGCUUCAUCAUCUUCUAAGCCUCUCGCAAUUCUGUUCCCGAUUCUGUGUUUGCCAUUGUGCUGUUUAGCGGGUAUCAUUCUGCACAGACAGUUAAGGAUUGAAGCGUUUCAUUUCUGCCCCAGCCUUCUUCUCUUGAGAUCGGUAUUGAAGAAUGAAUUGCUUCAACCUCUAAGACAGAAGUGCAUCAACCUAGCGAAACGCCACAAAGCUGUUAGAUUUUGGGUAGAGAGGCAGCGACUACAGGAGGAGCUCUUAGCUGUACGGGAGCUAGGAUUACGUAUGCAUGGUGGCGCCGAGUAGGAGGAGCAGAAUAUGACGUUGGAGUAGGUUUGGUGGGAACAGCGGCGUAGAUCACAUCACUUGAUAGUAGCAUAGAGGUAGAAGAUUCUUGUUUGUCGGCUUGACACUUAUCUUAUCGUAUCUUUGUAGGAGAAUAGUAGCAACUUCAGGAUGCCAAUGUCCUUGCAGCAUUUUUGAAGGAACCACUGUGGUCUGAUGGAACAUUGAUUCUGACUUUCAUGGUGGGAGUGUGUCAAUGCAGCACGAGCUCCUCCUUCAUUCUACCUGGAGCCGAGAUUGAUGUAGAUCAGUCUCCCAGAGCAUCUGUUCUUCUUGGGCUGAGGCUGUUUCACAACG
Messenger RNA from Amoebophrya sp. A25, 6796 nucleotides. The record is from the annotation of a GenBank genome assembly. NCBI's taxonomy places the organism in Eukaryota, Dinophyceae, Syndiniales, Amoebophryaceae.